AUGGCCAAAACAGCCUUCCUUAAGUUACUGGUGGCCAUAGUGAUCACAUUCACUUUAGUUUUGCCAGCAUAUUUCCAGAUACCAAAAGGAAGAAUAUUGGAACUCUCCUGUCUGGAAGUAUGUUUGCAGCCUGAUUUCACCUCUUCACCCUCUUCCUUACAUUUUCCUUUUGUGACUUUUCUGCAAACAGCAGCAAAAACCCGGACGACUAUGGGAAUCCUUCCAACUCACUCCAAUUUCCAGAGCUUCACUGAGAUUUGCCAAGGUACCGCAAGUGAAUUGGAAACGUGCUCUGUGUGUUUGGCUUGCGAGUCCAAAGGAGACAUGGAUUUCAUUUCUCAGAAGCAAAUAUCAAAGGGUUUUCUCAUGAGAGGAUCAAUAGAAAUGAAAACAAGUGAAUUUGAUUCACCUUGUAAACAUUUGAACACUGUAAGUCCUGUAGUUGAGCCCUUGGAGGAAUACAACACUACCUGUACUUUAAAAAUCCACCUGCACUAAUCAAUAAUGCCAGACAAAGACCUAGCUGAGGAAAAGUCCGUGAGCUCUUCCUGUAGAAUUGUGGAAAACUCAAACAAUUGUACUCACGUUUCUUUGCACCUAGAAAUUGACGUAAAAGGACGACUUGCCAGCACCACACAGUGUUUAGAUAAGGAUGGCAAUAAGAAGUUCAGAGUUCAGAGGUACUUCUCAGUAAAGGAUAGUAAUACUGUGCGGGUUGUUUCCAAGGCUCUUGUGUUCCUUGUCAGCUGUGGGCCGCCACUACUGGAAGAAAAUGCUCGUUUAUCGUCUCAAUGUUUCAUUUCUUUUCUUGGAAUACGUCAUCAAUACAAACCUACACCUGUUCUCCUAAGAGGAGGUGAUUCUGAGAAGCCCAGAGCAUUGAAUGUGCGGGUUAUUCCAGGUGAGUCCUGUGGCGUACAAUCAGAGCACAGCACAAGGAACCCCUGGCGCCGUACCAUCUUGCCACAGAGCAAACUCGAGAUCUGA
Molecule: messenger RNA, 987 nt
Organism: Jaculus jaculus (lesser Egyptian jerboa)
Lineage: Eukaryota; Metazoa; Chordata; Mammalia; Rodentia; Dipodidae
Gene: Tmem156
Product: transmembrane protein 156
Exons: 5
Source: RefSeq, a predicted model, not a curated record